Molecule: messenger RNA, 2371 nt
Organism: Toxotes jaculatrix (banded archerfish)
Lineage: Eukaryota; Metazoa; Chordata; Actinopteri; Toxotidae
Product: membrane cofactor protein-like
Exons: 14
Coding region: 181-1272 (363 amino acids)
Biological process (GO): negative regulation of complement activation, classical pathway
Source: RefSeq, a predicted model, not a curated record
GCUAACUUUGUGAUGUUUGGCUAAGGACAAGAGUCACUGGCUUGUAAGGCCACGCCCACUUCCUUUCUGAAAGUCGAAGGAGUGAAGAAGGAGCCUAAGUCCGCCUUUGUAGGGCUAGCAGCUACCACAGUGAUUCGUAGCGUUUUAUCGAAAGGGCUCAUUGAUUUACCAGAGGACCUCAUGGGUUUCACUUCCUUACUUCUGUUGAGCAGUCUUGGCCUUGCCAUCACUGCUCAAGCUCAAAACUGUUCCAAACCUGUGCCAGGACCAAAUAUGAACCUGAAGGGCAAUGACAUUCUUUUAGAAACGUUCCCAAAUGGGACUUCAGUUUCUUUUGUCUGUGGUGUUGGCUAUAUCACUGCUGGAGGGUCUCCAGUCAUUACUUGUACUUCUGGCAACUGGAGUCCCGUUAGGCUGAAAUGCAAGAGGAGGAACUGUGGCUCUUUUGGAGAUAUUCUAAAUGGAAACAUUGAGUACGAAGGCACGGACUUUGGAGAUAAACUCACGAUCCAAUGCAACACUGGUUACCGUUUGGUUGGUAGUAAUCAAAUCUUUUGUGGAGACAGCGGGUGGAUGGGCAGGAUGCCUACCUGUGAAGUGACAGCUUGUCUACCACCACCUAUGAUUGCAAAUGGCGGUUACAGUCCAAAAAAAGAAGAAUACUAUGAAUAUGGAGAAGUUGUACAGUACGCUUGUCAACAGGAUUAUACACUGAAGGGAUCAAAAUCAUCAACAUGUUCAGAAGAAGGAAAAUUCUCACCUGAUCCUCCAACAUGCAUUGAGGUUAUAUGUUCAGAUCCUGAUAUUAUAAAUGCUGACUGGACUGGGGGUUCGCGACCUCCUUAUAGACACACGUCUACGGUAACAUACACAUGCAGGUCUGGAUACACUAUGGUUGGACGUGGAACCCUGGUAUGUGACAUCAAUAGUAAAUGGUCACCUGGACUUCCAACAUGUGAAAAAAUUCAAGCCACAACUAAAGCUACUACAACCACCACCACUACCACCACCACUCCAACAGCUGCAACUAAAGCUACUACCACCACCACCACCACCACCACUACCACCACCACCACUCCUCCAAAGAAACCAACAGCUGCUCCUAACCCAAGUGACACACCUGACAGUGGAAAUAAUUUGCCUCAGACGUUGGGUAUUGUUCUUGGUGGUAAUCCUCGUUAUUGUCGCCCUUUGUUUGGGAGUCUAUUGCUUUGGAGUACCAGGAUGCAUCAAGAAAAAACGAGGCCCUCAGAGAAGCUAUCCUGGCAAUGAGGCUGCAAAAGAUGCAGAGGGGGUACCACUCUCGUAAGCAUCACUGUCCUGUUGUUCCAAUAUUGAUGGAUGUAAGAAGGACUUGAAGAGGAAUGCCACUGGACAAGUCUUGGAAUGUACUUGUGCCAUUCAUGUGCAUGUGGAUGGACAUAUGAAAUCCUGAAAAUUAGCUUCAGAAUGCCAGUUUGAGAUUCUGAAACUUGAGCAAUUUGAUCUCAAGCUUCAGCUUAUGAUUCCCAUGGCUCCCCUGAUUAGUUGACAGUAAUACACAUUUUGAAAGUUCACUCCCAACUACUUUUUUCAAUUCAGUGAUCUUUAGGCCCCCUUCUUUUACAACAUCAAAACAGUUUUUCUGUUCUUUAAUUAUGAAAGAAUCAGAUUUUGUUUAUCAGAGAAACUGCUGAUUCUAAAUUUUUGCACUGUAUCUCAGCACAGCUCACGCAGGCCAUUAUAGCUUCAGCUGCACCAAUGGCUUGCAAUAAGCAAAAUCAAGAAAGAUUGUUUGCAUUGUGGAUUAGAAAUACAGCAGUUGGGAUGGAAUAGUUUUUGUUUAAAACAAAAAAGUUUUAGUUUGAUGCGGGAUACACCUGUAAAUUUGGCAUCCACCAUUAGAGACAGUGGGAUCUGUAAAAGAGUCCCUAGCAUUGUGCCCUCGAAGAGAUUUGUUUCAUAUGCCUUAAUGCAAAUAGCUAAAUGUUUUAGCUUGUGUGUUUGCCUGUGAAUUGCAUAAAUGUUAAUCUACUUGUUGGGGUCAGUUAUUGAAGUAAAUAAUUAAACAUGUGUAAUGCUGGCACAUUGUUCUUUCUGCCCAGAAUCUUUGCCAAAUUCAAUUCAAUUUUUCCAGACAGAAAUAAAAAUCAGAAGUUUUUUUUUCUUUUAAAGUAUUUUUGUAGAUUACACUGGCACUCUUCCAAAGUGUCGGUGUAAGCUUAAUACUUGCUGACCCCACACUACUCUGAGAAUUACUCUGGGAGUACUUAAGAGUAUUAGACAUACGUGUUUGUCUCUAGUUACUCAAAGAUGUAUAGACUGUGAUCCCUAAAAAAAUUUGCACUCGUUUGGCUUUUUGUCAUUAUUUAUUAAAGUAAAAUUUGUGUCA